This is a messenger RNA of Patiria miniata (bat star), 767 nucleotides long. Its product is annotated as tRNA (uracil-5-)-methyltransferase homolog A-like. The transcript has 6 exons. The record is from RefSeq and is a predicted model, not a curated record. The coding region runs from base 1 to 528 and encodes 175 amino acids. NCBI's taxonomy places the organism in Eukaryota, Metazoa, Echinodermata, Asteroidea, Valvatida, Asterinidae.
AUGAAACUCGAAAAUAGCACGGAGCUUAAAGUAAAUUUAGUACUUCAUCUGGCAUUUGUUGAGUUAAACAACAUCGUGACUCCACUGUGGAUCCAGUCGUAUGAGGACCAGCUUUCCACCAGACAGACCAACAGCAGGGAGUUUCUGAGGAAUUUAUCCAAGAUGCUGCAACGGAACAUUGGGGAGAUGUCUCCCUGGCUGAAGCAACAAAGGUUAAACAACAUGGUGACUCCACUGUGGAACCAGCCGUAUGAGGACCAGCUAUCCACCAAACAGACCGACACCAGGGAGUUUCUGAGGAAUUUAUCCAAGAUGCUGCAACGGAACAUUGGGGAGAUGUCUCCCUGGCUGAAGCAACAAAGAAAGAGCCACAGUGGGAUGGCAUGUGAGUUGGAGCCAAUUAAGCCAUCGCCAGUAUUAGAGAGCUAUCGCAUCAAGUGUGAGUUUACCAUCGGCAAGAGUGUAGAUGGCAUCGAUAACACUGUUGGUUUCCGGCUUGGCGCUUACAAAGGUAAGUAUUUCCUCUGAAGUUUCCUUUUUGCAAAAGACGUAGAUCAGCUUUCAUGUUUGAUUGGAUCAGCUGUCGAGGGGCGUGGCCUAUUAGUAGCUAAUGCUGAUCAAUUCCAACCAAUCACAAUGCAACACACAGAAAGAUUGACAGGUGUACAUACUGUGCAUUGUCUAAUAUGUCUGUCAGGAAUUAAUUAUUGAAAAGACAGAAACAAGCCACAAAAGACUUAAACCCUUGUCAUCCCCUUUGCUGACCA